UGGCAAUACAAUUUUCCUCGUGUACAGUUUUUUGUUUCCAAACAUUACAGUAGUUUGAAAAAAAAAUUUUUUUUUUCUUGUUAAGGAAAAUAACAAAAAAUAUAUCAUAUUUUUUAGAUCUUCGGUGUUGUAGUAAAUUUUUAUAGUUUUUAAAAUUUUAUUCAUUCUUAAUAAUAUUUUUAUUUUUCUGAAAUUUACCUAGGAAGACAUCGCUCCAUCCACUCCUUGCUUUUGAAUACAGUAACUUCAAACUAGAAGAACCACUCUUAAUAUUUAAAUUAUGGCAGAGCGUGUGCACUUACGUCUUGAGCAAACUCUCCCUGAGCUUGAAGAAAUGGGAAGAGUUGGACUGUUUUCACCUGAAGAAAUUCGAAAAAUAAAGAAAAAACGGGAAGCUUUUGAAUACAAGCUUCGUCGUAAUCUUAAAAGAAAAGAAGACUUCUUAAAAUAUAUUGAAUAUGAAAUGAAUCUCCUGAGUCUUAUAUCCAAGAGAAGGGAUAGGUUACUUUGUGAAUCUAAAAAGAAAGAAAUUGAUAUCAAGAUUGCAAAGAGAAUCAGUAAAUUGUUCAAUGCAGUAAUAUCCCGUUUUCCUGAUGAUCAGAAAUUACGUUUGGAUCAAAUUCAAUUUUGCAAGAAAAUGAAAUGGUAUGACAACAUUAAUGUUCUUCAUACUCAGAUGUUGAAAGUUCACUCAAAAGUUCCUAAUUUAUGGGUUAUGGCUGCAAAAUAUGAGUUUGAAGAAUCUAAAUCACCUGAGAAUGCCAGGAAACUCUUGCAGCGAGGUGUUUUGAUAAAUUCAAAGGCAAAAAUUUUGUGGCGUGAAUAUUUUCGAAUGGAACUGAUGUAUACAGAUCUGAUCCGUAAAAGAAGAGAAGUGCUUCAACUACAAAAAAUGGAGGAUCCUGAUUUAGAAGAAGAUGAUGUAGUUUUGAAUGGAAAAAUCCCUAACGUUGUAUUUGACAAAGCUAUUGAGGAAAUAGAUGAUGAUGUGGAGUUUGCUUUAUCAUUCAUUCAGAUUUGCUUAGAAUUUGAUUUUACUGCAAAACAUAUUGAACACAUUUUUGAAAAAGUCUUAGAAAAGUUUCCAGAUAAAGAAGAAACAUUAGAUGCUCUUGCAAAACAACCUUUACUGCACAUAGAGGACAAAAUAAAGAAAGGCAAAGAACAGGGGAUAAAGAAAAAAGUUACAUUAUCAAGAAUAAACGAGGAAAUCUUUUCAAAAUAUGAAGAGGCUGUCAAAACUCUCUCUACAGAAAAAAUGUGGAAUCUAUAUAUUGAUUUUGUUUUAAACUUGAUCAAGUCUUCAAAGGAAAAUAGAAGAAGUUUACUUCAAGAUAAAGUUGUUAAAAUUAUGGAAAGAGCAGCUUCUUAUGAACAAUUAUCAGCAAUUUACUACUCAGAAUGGAUCGAGCUUCUUUUUGAAAGAGGUGAUGAAGGCGAAGGACUAUCUAUUUCUCUGGAAGCUGCUCGCAAAUUUAACACAGUUGAUUUAUGGUUCAAAACACUAACUUUUCAUAUUCAACUAUUGCACCCAACUAAGCAAAUAUAUAAGUAUCUACUUGAAGCUCUGAACACAGUGCCUGAAAAGGACUCAGUCAUUUUAUGGAAGUUAGGAGUUGAAUGGUUAUCUGCUUUAGAUCCAGAAAAGUUGAUUGAAUUUUUUGAGACUGGAAUUAAAAAACCUAAAGAAAUCUCUGUUCCACUUAAGGAAAUGUACUUAGAAGCUACAGCAAUCCAAUCUGGUAUUGAGGCAACUAGGAAAUUAUAUAAAAAGUUUAAAAAGUUGGGACCUAUAUCUCAUCAUAUUGUCAAAAAAAUGAUAUUGAUUGAAAAUGGACAAAUGAACUCCUCUAUUGAUUUGUUAAGACAAUAUUAUGAAGAUGGCAUUCAAGAAUUCGGCGCCACAAAUAUUGAUAUAUGGUUAGACUACAUGAAGUUAGAACUAGAACAUAAAGAUGGAAAUUCUGCAAACUAUGCUACUGUUCUUUGGAGAGCUAAAAAGAUGCUGCAACCUGAAUAUGUAGGAGAUUUUCAAACACGUUUAACUGAAUUUAUGUCUGGAAGCCACUCAUGCAACGAUAUAGAGAUUGAGGCAUAAUACAUUGUCAUGCAGAUUGUAAAUAUCAUUUGUACUGUGUACAUAAUUAUCCUAUGUACAUAAAUUUCUUUCAUGUUUAGAAAUGAAUGAUAAUAAAAAAAAAAAUUAAUGUCU
This is a messenger RNA of Parasteatoda tepidariorum (common house spider), 2212 nucleotides long. Its product is annotated as U3 small nucleolar RNA-associated protein 6 homolog. NCBI's taxonomy places the organism in Eukaryota, Metazoa, Arthropoda, Arachnida, Araneae, Theridiidae. The record is from RefSeq and is a predicted model, not a curated record. Gene Ontology annotation, biological process: maturation of SSU-rRNA from tricistronic rRNA transcript (SSU-rRNA, 5.8S rRNA, LSU-rRNA). Gene Ontology annotation, cellular component: Pwp2p-containing subcomplex of 90S preribosome; small-subunit processome. Gene Ontology annotation, molecular function: snoRNA binding; protein binding.